Staurois parvus is the source of this 344-nucleotide messenger RNA. The record is from the annotation of a GenBank genome assembly. Lineage: Eukaryota; Metazoa; Chordata; Amphibia; Anura; Ranidae.
CUAGGCAUGCAGACUGCUUCUACAAACAUUUGUGAAAGAAUGGGUCGCUCUCAGGAGCUCAGUGAAUUCAAGCAUGGUACUGUGAUAGAUUGCCACCUGUGCAAUAAGUCCAUCCGUGAAAUUUUCUUGUUACUAAAUAUUCCAUGGUCAACUGUUCAUGGUAUUAUAACAAAGUGGAAGCAACUGGGAACAACAGCAAUGAAAUGCAUGCCACCACUGGACUCUACAGUAGUAGAGAUGUGUUCUCUGGAGUGAUGAAUCAAGCUUCUCUUGCAAUGGACAUGUCUGGGUUUGGCAGUUGCCAAGGGAACGGUACUUUCCUGACUGCAUUGUGCAAAGUGUAA